Messenger RNA from Linnemannia hyalina, 2280 nucleotides. Lineage: Eukaryota; Fungi; Mortierellomycota; Mortierellomycetes; Mortierellales; Mortierellaceae. The record is from the annotation of a GenBank genome assembly.
AUGGCAACCAUCGUUACAAAGUCUCGCCCAUGGAUCCACUUACUUCAACAACAACCCGUCUCCCGAUUCCAUCUCUCCGCAAGACUCGCAAAGGAUCAACCGCGGGCAACUUCGUCUGUCGUAGAGGCUUCGUCCUCGGCACCAACGCGUGGGCCACAGUCGGGCCACAAGUUUUCUAAACCCGAUACUCGCAGGAAAGCACAACGACCCGAAACCACCAAUUCAACAACAUCAUCCAAGGAUCACGCCUCACAGCAGCCAAACUCUGUGACAGGACAGGUUCGCUUGAACAGGGCAAUGGACAGCAAAGAAAUCGACAAAGAGAUUCUCCGACUCGUCCGAGCAAGAACCGCAUGGAAGGACAUCGACGCCGCCUUGAGCCUACCCCAUUCCAAGGCCCAUCAUCGAUACCAUACCCACCUCGACCCGGCGCUGAAGGCCUGGAGACUCCCAAACGGACAACCCAAUCUGGCGUUGCAGGAUCGGUUAGUGUAUUUGGUCGAGGUUGAGAAGUUGUCGUUUGCGCAGAUUGAGAAGUAUAGGCUGAUGGAUGAGCCCUGGAAGACCCCAACUGCUUUUGCCCCUGCUGAGGUCUUGGAGGCUGCGGGCAUCGCACUGGAAUCGACUGAAGCGGGAGCAGUAGCGAUAGAGGAUCCAUCGGUCGAGCGUCCUAGGAAGAACUCUGGAGGGCCAUUCAACAGGGUCAGGCUUCAGUGGAAAUACAACAGUCUCAAGUCUUUGGCGGCUGCAAACACUCUGCGGGAGAACGAUCAACUGGUCCGGAAGGCGAUUCAGCGAUCGGUUGAGUUGUAUGGCGAGAACUGGAAGGCUGUUGCGGCACAUUCGGAUUCGUUGUUAGACCAAUGGAUCACGCCUGCGUUGCCCAGGACACCACUGACGCCUACCAAGGUUGCGACAGAGUUUAGGAUCUUUCAGCGGACGGGGGUUGAUUGGGGCUUGGAGGACGACGUGGUGAUGACUCGCAAGAUCUUGGCUCUAGGUCUAACCCAGCCUGAUAUCCUAAAUAUCUUGACCAAGCCCUUCAGUGAGAGCAAGCAAGGAGUAGUUCUGGAUCAGGAGCAACAGAAACGGUACUGGACCGAGAUCUCGGUGGCCCUGGGGAACCAUUCGCCUGUGCAGUGUCAGCGUCGGUGGAAGGGGCUCUGGAACCUGCAUGAUGGCGACAAGUCGGCUCAGUCCAAAUCCUGGCAUCGGUUCGAGCGGUUCCAAUACUGGAUGAUGUGGAAGUAUUUCAGCCAACAAAGGCGCGACGUCAGCGGAGCCAAGUUGACGAGCGCGGAGGAUCUGCAGGCGGCGUGUGAAGAGUUGUCACAUUCCAAGGAGAUUGCGAGAUGGAUGCGCCACAGGACCGAGGCCCAGUGCGACAAGUUUUUCCGAUCCUCGAUUCGGUCUGUUCUCAAUCCCAGUCAAGACAAGCUCGCCACCAUGCUCAACAACACCAUUAUCUUUAUCCCGUCGUCGUCGUCUUCUGCACCAACAUCCCAAGUCCGGUUGUUCGAGUCCAAGGAGGCACUAGCGAACGCCAUCGUCACAGAGCUGGCAGACCCGCUCCUUAUCAAGAUGACCGUCGUCUCGACAGAGAGCCAAGAGUCGAUACGCGGGGAUCAUCAACAACCCCUCAUCCGUUCUGAAUGGACUCCUGACAGAAUUCGGACGUUGAACGAGAUUGUUCUCCAGGAGAAGCAAGGCGUCCAACGGGCGGAUCUCGAGCUGGACUGGGAUCAAAUCGCACAGGCGCUGGAGCAGAAAUAUGCGGCCGGAUCGUUGAAAGAUACCCCUACCGGAGUGACUAUAACAGAAAGCACGGGGAGUUUGAUCGCUCCUCAGCCCAGCCUGCCUUUCACGCCCAAGCAGUGCCAGAGCUGCUGGGAGUACAUUUCCACCAUCCCUAAAGGAAACAAGGUAGUAACAGCAGGUUCGGUCUCUGAUCCAUUUUCUACCGUGUCUGGAGAUCUCGAGGGCAAGGAGAGCCCUGUACAAGGAUGGUCUGAGAACGAGAUUUUGUUGCUGCAACAGGGUGUCAGGAAACACGGCACCCUCUGGGCCGACAUUCGAGCACAAUUCUUGCCAAACAAAGAUAUCUCGGAUCUCCAACGUGCUUGGUCUUCCAUCUCGGGACCGAAGUCUGAGCAAGGAAGUGAAACUGCGUCAGCGGCGGCGGCGGUGGACAGACUUUCGGAACCAGAUUAUGUGGGUCUGUUGUCGGCGCUGGACAAGGUCGGAGUCAGCAAUAGCAGCGCAGGCGGAAAGGAUAAAUAA